UGAUGAUGAGGGUUUUCCAAAACCUACCGCUUGGAACAGAAAUUUCUCCUGUAGAAUAAACAUUUCUAGUAUGUCUGUCUGUUUCUCUGACACAAUGGUGACUGAUGCAGGUGUUUUUAAUUUUGUCGUAGGAAAUGUUCAAGAAAACGCAACGACUCUUGAAGUCGAAUAUCCACCGAUAGUCUUGAUGCAAAACACACCAACAUUUGUGGAAGGACAAAAUUUCUCUAUCAAGUGUUCCUACAGCGCGGGAAAUCCUAUUACUACUUCACUUUACUGGACGAAGACAAAUUCAGUGUUCAGAUACAAUGGUCAACUACUGCGGAUCCCAAACAUUCAACGUAAAGACUCUGGGACAUACACGUGUUUUGCAGAGAACACCUACAGCAGCGGGAAAAAAGGGAAAGCAAACGCCACAAUCGAGAUUGAUGUUCAAUACGGACCUUCACUUACCUAUGGCCAAGCUCUAAAAGUUUCCGAAGGACAAUCAGCCCGGAUGUCAACGUCAGUAACCAGUAAUCCCGCCUCCAACGUCUCCUGGUUCCGGGACAACCUCCUUGUAUCCACGCAACAAUCUGUCAAUGGCACCACCAGCUACACUAUCCCAAGGACACAGUGUACAGACACCGGACCAUUCCAAGUGGUGGCCAGUAACGGCGUACAGUCCAAACAAGCUACCAAAGUAUUCCUAUACGUUUACUGUUCGCCAAGACUUACAACAUGUGGGAGCUCUGUGGAGCUUCACGUAGACAGUAACUUCAAUCUUAAAGGAAAGAUUUUGGUGCUGUCUUAUCCACAACCAAACGCUUCUCUGACACUCCCGAAUGGUGCUCUGAACACACUUAUCACUCUCAGGGUCAAUUCCACAGCAACCAAUUUAUUCACAAUCACACUGACGAGAUCAAAUCUUCCCUCGGAUGAUUUUGGAACAUACGUUCUGAAUGUUGCAAAUCAAUAUGGAAGAAUAACGAUUUACGUAUACAUCAAAUCUAGUGAGAGCUUUUCUUCAACGGUAGUCGUCGUAGGCAGCGUUCUUGGAGGAGUAUUAUUCCUAGCUAUCUGUGCAUUUGUUUUUCUUUCCUACAAGUACCUUUUAGUUAGAAAAGUGCCUACAAGGUCUUACAUCACACUUGAAAAGGAGAAAUCCAAAGUAGACAUUCAUAUGUAUGAGCCUUCUACCUGUGACGAGAAAGCUGCUGUAGAGGAAACACAGAAAAUUUCGAAGUCAAAUCAAUUUAAACUAAUCAUCUUUGAUAUUUUCAAGAAAAAAGGAAGAAGGAAAAUAAAUUAUCCGACGUUAGAAACGCCUUAUUGGGUUCAAAUUAAUGAGUCGCAAGUUACAGAAACUAAUUUUACGAAAACAGGAAAAGAACUAUAUGCAACAACUAGCGACCAGAAUAGAGGGAAUACCAAAAGUAAAAAAGCAUGUGACACAGAAUCGGGGAAUAUCGGAAAGAAGAAAACAAAAUAUUCGACGUCAGAAACGGCUAAUUGGGCUAAAACUAAUAAGUCGCCAUUUACCAAAACUUAUUUUACAAAAACGAAAACUGGAAAGGAACUAUAUGCAAACGCCGAAGAGUUAGCCGCGACAGCCUGCGACCAGAAUAGAAAAAAUACCAAAAGUAAAAUAGUAGGUGACACAGAAUCGGGAAAUCCUGGAAAAAAGAAAACAAUAAAAUCGACGUUAGAAACGCUUCAUUGGGCUAAAACUAAUGAGUCGCCAUUUACGGAAACUAAUUUUACGAAAACCGGAAAGGAACUAUAUGCAAACGCCGAAGAGUUAGCCGCGACAGCCUGCGACCAGAAUAGAAAAAAUACCAAAAGUAAAAUAGUAGGUGACACAGAAUCGGGAAAUUCUGGAAAAAAGAAAACAAAAAAUUCGAAGUUAGAAACGCUUCAUUGGGCUAAAACUAAUGAGUCGCCAUUUACGGAAACUAAUUUUACGAAAACGAAAACCGGAAAGGAACUAUAUGCAAACGCCGAAGAGUUAGCCGCGACAGCCUGCGACCAGAAUAGAAAAAAUACCAAAAGUAAAAUAGUAGGUGACACAGAAUCGGGAAAUUCUGGAAAAAAGAAAACAAAAAAUUCGAAGUUAGAAACGCUUCAUUGGGCUAAAACUAAUGAGUCGCCAUUUACGGAAACUAAUUUUACGAAAACGAAAACCGGAAAGGAACUAUAUGCAAACGCCGAAGAGUUAGCCGCGACAGCCUGCAACCAGAGUAGAGGAAAUACGAAAAGUAAAAAAGAAGGUGAAACAAAAUCGGGUUAUAGCGAGAAGACUAAGUCUAAGCCUUUGGUCCUUCCGAAACCCAAGAAAAAACUGUCUAAAGCAAGCAAAGCCUUCUCAUAUUUUUAAAUCAUUUAAUUUAAAAAAUUUCACCGAACUUUACUUUUACAUGUAAACAAUAAGAUAAACUUUAUUUUAUUGUUUUAAGAUUAAGGUGUUUCGCUUGUGAUUUAAAAAAAAAUCACU
Molecule: messenger RNA, 2473 nt
Organism: Magallana angulata
Lineage: Eukaryota; Metazoa; Mollusca; Bivalvia; Ostreida; Ostreidae
Exons: 8
Coding region: 71-2356 (761 amino acids)
Source: RefSeq, a predicted model, not a curated record